AGCCUAGAAACACCCAGAAAUAACCACCACAACAGGAAAGUGUACUAAAUGACUGUGCUGGUUAAUUAUUAGUUGAUUGAGGCUGAAACAGCCGCAACCCUGAUUAAAAAAUGGUGCAUCUUGUGUUUAUUGCAGAAGACCAACUCUCUGCAAGUCAGUAAGAAAAGUUUAUGAAUGACUUCCUCUCGCUCGCCCUGUGCUCGCUCUCUCUCUCUCUCGCUCUCUCGCUCUCUCUCUCAGGCUAGGGCGCUGCGCUCUGACUCAGGGGAGUCGGCUCUCGAACCCACUCGAGUCAGUCUCUCGCCACGCAUCCCCGCACUCCCUGUGCUCCCCUGCUCGCGGGGAAACUGGAAUAUUCCUCCCUGACUUCGGGCCGCCUGCCCAGCUGACCUGCUGACCUGCUGACCGCAGCCCGGGGCGAUGGACAGCUCAGACAGCAUGGACGAUGGAGGAAAGAUCACCCUAUACGAUGAGGAUUUGUGGAGCUUGUUCGACAACGACACUGAAAACAACACCUACAACAACUCCUGCUGUGAAGACAUGGGGGACGUCUGCACCCAGGGGGUCGGCCUCGGGUUCCAGAGGCUCUUCCUGCCGGCGCUGUACUCCGUGGCGCUGGUGCUGGGCGUGCUGGGCAACGGGCUGGUGAUCGCGGUGCUGUGCCAGUUCCGCAGGGGCUGGAGCGUCACCGACACCUUCAUCCUGAACCUGGCCCUGGCCGACACCCUGCUGGUCGUCACGCUGCCCUUCUGGAAGCAGAAGGCCAUCCGGAUCAUCCUGGCCCUGGUGGUGGCCUUCUUCCUGUGCUGGACGCCCUACAACCUGACCCUGCUGGCCGACACGCUCCACUCCCAGAGCAACAUCAGCGACAGCCACGGCCGGCGCACGGCCCUGGACAUCUCCCUGGUGGCCACCUCCUCGCUGGGCUACCUGCACUGCUGCCUCAACCCCAUCCUCUACGCCUUCGUGGGCGUCAAGUUCCGCCGCAACCUGCUGGAGCUCCUGCGCGCCCUGGGCUGCAAGAUCAAGGGCCACGCCCGGCCGAAGCCGGCCUCGUCCUCCGCCACUCGCCGGACCUCCAUGUGGUCCGAGUCCGGGGACAAGCAGAAGGCCAUCCGGAUCAUCCUGGCCCUGGUGGUGGCCUUCUUCCUGUGCUGGACGCCCUACAACCUGACCCUGCUGGCCGACACGCUCCACUCCCAGAGCAACAUCAGCGACAGCCACGGCCGGCGCACGGCCCUGGACAUCUCCCUGGUGGCCACCUCCUCGCUGGGCUACCUGCACUGCUGCCUCAACCCCAUCCUCUACGCCUUCGUGGGCGUCAAGUUCCGCCGCAACCUGCUGGAGCUCCUGCGCGCCCUGGGCUGCCCCAGCAGGGCAGCAGAGAACAAGACAGAGGAGGAGGAGGGAGAGAAAAACUGUGUUGUGUACAGAGCCGGGGACGAGCAAGUCAGAGCCGGGCUCUGAGUCAGGGCCUGGGCGAUAUUUCCCCCACGUGCUGGAGAGGGAGGGGGGAGACAGAGGGACAUCCGGCUGAGCUCGGCGCUGGUCUGUACAGGGCGAGAGUGAAUCUGGGCUCAUGAGGACAGUAACUGGCUCAGCUCAGUCCCUGAACUGAAAUGGGAGAAUUAUACAUAGUAAAAUGAUCCGUAGCAGAAUGAAAAGAAAUUCUGAAAUGAGAUUGUAGAUCUCUGCAUCCUG
This is a messenger RNA of Lepisosteus oculatus (spotted gar), 1701 nucleotides long. The record is from RefSeq and is a predicted model, not a curated record. Lineage: Eukaryota; Metazoa; Chordata; Actinopteri; Semionotiformes; Lepisosteidae.